Messenger RNA from Fragaria vesca subsp. vesca, 1988 nucleotides. RefSeq names its product 3-hydroxy-3-methylglutaryl-coenzyme A reductase 2-like. Gene Ontology annotation, molecular function: protein binding; hydroxymethylglutaryl-CoA reductase (NADPH) activity. Gene Ontology annotation, cellular component: peroxisomal membrane; endoplasmic reticulum membrane. NCBI's taxonomy places the organism in Eukaryota, Viridiplantae, Streptophyta, Magnoliopsida, Rosales, Rosaceae. Gene Ontology annotation, biological process: coenzyme A metabolic process; isoprenoid biosynthetic process; sterol biosynthetic process. The transcript has 2 exons. The record is from RefSeq and is a predicted model, not a curated record. Bases 54 to 1790 code for a protein of 578 amino acids.
UCUCCUCUGAUCACCACCUGCUUGCUUGUUUAGCAUCGAUCUCACACAUCCAAAUGGAGCACCGAGGAAAGCCCAUGAAAAUGAAAGUCAAGUUUGUCGACGAUGAGGUCGUCAAGCCCUCAGACGCCAUGUCUCUGCCUCUUUACAUAACCAACGCUGUGUUUUUCACCCUCUUCUUCUCCGUUGUCUACUUCUUGCUCACCAGCUGGCGUGAGAAGAUCCGUACCAACACCCCUCUUCACAUGAUUGAUCUCUCUGAGGUUGUUGCCAUCCUUGCUCUUGUAGCCUCUUUCAUCUACCUCCUCGGCUUCUUCGGCUUCGAUUUUGUUCAGUCUCUCUUUCUCCAGCCCAGUAAUGACAUCUGGGCUGCCGAUGAUGACGAAGAUGAGAUUAUGCUCAAGGAGGAUGCUCGCAAAGUCCCUUGCGGCCAGGCCCUUGAUUGUUCAAUUCCCAAGAUUGCUCCAAUUGCUUCACCUAAGGCUGCCCCUAAAGUGUUUGAAGAGAAGGCAAUGAUCGAGACCCCACCACCAACUGAAGAGGACGAAGAGAUCAUCAAGGCUGUGGUGGCUGGAACCAUUCCCUCAUACUCACUGGAAUCAAAGCUCCGUGAUUGCAAGAGGGCAGCUUCUAUUAGGCGCGAGGCUUUACAGAGAGUUACAGGCAAGUCUCUUGAGGGUUUACCUUUGGAGGGCUUUGAUUAUGAAUCCAUUUUGGGUCAAUGCUGUGAGAUGCCAGUUGGGUAUAUCACCAUUCCUGUUGGGAUUGCUGGGCCUCUUAUGCUUGAUGGAAGAGAGUUCUCAGUUCCCAUGGCCACAACUGAGGGUUGCUUGGUGGCUAGUACCAACCGUGGCUGCAAAGCUAUUAACUUGUCUGGUGGUGCUUCCAGUGUGCUGUUGAAGGAUGGAAUGACCAGAGCACCUGUUGUAAGAUUCAACUCGGCUAAGAGAGCAGCUGAGUUGAAGUUUUUCAUGGAAGACCCUGCCAAUUACGAAACCAUUUCCAUGGUUUUCAAUAAAUCAAGCAGAUUUGGUAGACUUCAGACUGUCAAGUGUGCUGUUGCGGGGAAGAACCUUUACAUGAGAUUCACCUGCAGCACAGGUGAUGCUAUGGGGAUGAACAUGGUCUCUAAAGGUGUUCAAAACGUUCUCGAUUUCCUCCAGAAUGACUUCCCUGACAUGGAUGUCAUUGGUAUUUCUGGUAACUACUGCUCAGACAAGAAGCCUGCUGCUGUCAACUGGAUCGAAGGCCGUGGAAAGUCAGUAGUCUGUGAGGCCGUGAUCAAGGGAGACAUAGUGACAAAGGUGUUGAAAACCAAAGUGGCGGCCUUGGUGGAGCUUAACAUGCUCAAGAACCUCACUGGUUCCGCUAUUGCUGGUGCUCUUGGCGGUUUCAAUGCGCAUGCAAGCAACAUUGUUUCAGCAGUCUACCUUGCCACUGGUCAAGACCCUGCUCAGAACAUCGAGAGUUCUCACUGUCUCACCAUGAUGGAAGCCAUCAAUGAUGGCAAUGAUCUUCAUGUCUCAGUAACCAUGCCUUCUAUUGAGGUCGGCACAGUAGGAGGAGGUACCCAACUUGCAUCGCAGUCCGCUUGCCUGAACUUGCUUGGAGUGAAGGGUGCCAACAGAGAGGCACCAGGAUCAAACGCAAGGCAAUUGGCCACUGUAGUAGCUGGUUCAGUUCUUGCUGGAGAGCUUUCUCUCAUGUCUGCUAUUGCUGCUGGACAACUUGUUAAGAGCCACAUGAAGUACAACAGAUCUAGUAAAGAUGUGACAACUGUUUCUUCCGCAUAAGAGCUUCAGGACGCCGAGGUUUAGAUGCCUUGAGAGUAGAUGAUUUCAAGGCAAAGCUUCCUUUUAGGUCCCUGGAUUCUUUAAUGUCUUUUUCUUUGUAAAUUUUCUGCAAGAUCUAUGUGUUGUGAUUUCUUUCAAGCACAGCAGUUUGCAAGCCUUUUGUGGAAUGUACAUCGCUAUCCAUGAUUUCUCACUUUC